Molecule: messenger RNA, 2701 nt
Organism: Poecilia latipinna (sailfin molly)
Lineage: Eukaryota; Metazoa; Chordata; Actinopteri; Cyprinodontiformes; Poeciliidae
Product: carboxypeptidase Z
Exons: 11
Coding region: 191-2170 (659 amino acids)
Biological process (GO): protein processing; peptide metabolic process
Molecular function (GO): metallocarboxypeptidase activity; zinc ion binding; protein binding
Source: RefSeq, a predicted model, not a curated record
UUUCACUUCGGCUCAGUCAUAUUUCCUCUCGCAGCUCCACUGCUUAGCCUCUGUCGUGGAAGUUCAUCGGAAUGUCUGGCAUGUUUGGGAAGCUCACGCAGUCCGAGUGAAAAACACACCCUCUGGCUGCGUGUGUAAGCGAGGUGCCACAGAACGGAGCGGGGUUAUAACAGCGUAGAGGGGGGACAAAAUGCUGCUGGUUCUGCUGCAGAUGUUGGUGCCUUUAUGCGGAGCUCUGCCGCGAUGCGACCCGUGGAUAAGAGGGCAGUGCAAGGCAGCAGCAGCGGAAGAAAAGCCCAAAUGCACAGACAUCCUGCUGUCCUACUGCGACGACAUGCCCUACACCCGCACCAUGUUCCCGAACAUCGUCGGCCACAGCACCCGCAGGGACGCGGAAACCGCUGUGGAGUACCUCCUCAUCAGCGUGGUCGAGCAGCUGCUGGGCGGACAGUGCAACCCCGAGAUCCGGAUGCUGGGCUGCUCGGUCCUGGCCCCCCGCUGCGAGGGGAGCAAGGUGCUGAGGCCCUGCCGCAGCGCCUGCGAGGCAGCACACAAGAGAUGCAGUCAUGCUUUUGAGGGGAUCCAGAUGGCCUGGCCGUACUUCCUGGACUGCGAUCGCUUCUUUGUGAGCGACCAGGAGGGAUGUUACGACCCGCUGGAGGGUCUCAAAGCAGAGCAAGAAGAUGAGGCUGCUCAGAACCUGGAGGCUCCUCAACCCCAGCAGGCUGCUGCACCGAUCCAGUUCACCUACCACUCCAGCUCCCAGAUGAUCGACAUCCUGAAGAAGACCGAGGAUCAAUGCUCGGACAUCUCCAGGACGUACAGCAUCGGCCGCAGCACGGAGGGCCGGGAGCUGCUGGUGAUCGAGUUCUCAAGCAGUCCUGGAGAACAUCAGCUGCUCGAGCCUGAGAUGAAACUCGUUGGCAACAUGCAUGGGAACGAACCCCUGGGUGGCCAGCUGCUGAUCUACCUGGCUCAGUACCUGUGUGCAGAGUAUCUGCAGGGAAACGAGCGCAUCCAGACGCUCAUCAACAACACCCGCAUCCACAUCCUGCCCUCCAUGAACCCUGACGGAUACGAGGUGGCCGUGUCUGGGGACGCUGACAGUAACUACAGCGAUGACGAGGGUAACAGAUAUGGCUACCGGAACGUCGGCCGAAACAACGCCCAGAACAUCGACCUGAACAGGAACUUUCCUGACCUGACGACUGUCGUUUACAGAAGACGCAGACAGAAGGGCUUCCGCACCGACCACAUCCCCAUCCCAGACAAUUACUGGUUUGGUAAGGUUGCACCGGAGACGUAUGCGGUCAUGAAGUGGAUCCGCUCCAUCCCGUUUGUGCUCUCCGCCAGCUUCCACAGCGGCGACCGGAUGGUCUCCUACCCCUACGAUCUGUCCAAACACCCGCGUGGGCAGAACAUGUUCUCCCCCACACCUGACGAUAAGGUUUUCAAACUUCUUGCGAGAACUUAUGCAGAUUCAAACACAGCAACAUCCGGAGAAUGUGGAUCUCCCCACGAUGGCAGCCAGAAAGGAGUCAUGAACGGAGCGCAGUGGGGCAGCAUUUCAGGCGGUAUGCAAGACUUCAACUACCUUCACUCCAACUGUUUCGAGGUGACCGUGUCUCUUGGAUGUGAUAAAUUCCCUCCUGAAGAAGAACUGUUCCUCAGCUGGCAGAACAACCAAGAAGCUUUGAUUGCCUUCAUUGAGGCAACUCACAGAGGGAUCAAAGGGUUUGUAAAUGAUGAAGAGGGAAAAGGAAUAAAAGGUGCGCGAGUAUCAGUCAGAGGAAUACGGCACGACAUCACCACAGCUGAAAAUGGAGACUACUGGCGGCUUCUCACCCCGGGCAUCCACAUCGUCACCGCCUCGGCGCCCGGCUACGCCCGCGCUACAAAGAAAGUCCAUUUGCCGACUCGCAUGCAGUCUGCAGGCCGGGUGGACUUUGUGCUGCAGAAAGCUCCUCUAGACCCCGACAUUGAGGAGGAGGAAAGCGUCUUGUCCUCGAGCAGCUACGACCGAUUCGACCCGUACAACCAGUACAACCAGUACACCACGAUGGCCGAUGUGAACCGGCAACAUGAGGAGAGAGCGGAGAAACCCUGGUGGUGGAGCUACUUUGCCUCACUUGGGGGGCCUGUCCCCACCUGGCUGCUGAAACGCCAUUAGAGCUUUAAAAAGAGAAAAAAACAAAGCAGUGAACUUGCCUUUAAAAAAAAAAAAAAAAAAAAAAUGGUGUAAUGCAUGCAAAUGUACAAGAUUAGGCCAUGGAUUUUUUUUAGCUGAAUGUUUUUCUAAGCACCUUUACAAGCUUUUGUCGUAUAAAUAAAAUGGCUUUUGGUAAUUUGCAUAAUUUAAAACUUGAUUUAAUCACAAAUAUUUGCGGUUUUGUUUUGGUUCACUACACGACAGACUUUUAAGUCCACCAUAGUUUGUGGUUGUAACGUGGCUUUUAGCAUAAAAAAAGUGAAAGCAGCUGCCACCAGAGGGCACCAGAGUCUUCUUUAGGCCAAACUUGCUCCAAACUCUUGCUUUGGUCAACACAAAACAAAUGUACUAAUUUGCAACUUCUCUCCCGUUUUGUUAGGAGAUCGCGAAUUUGCUGUAAGGUAAUGAAAUAAUUCUAAUAUACUAUUACUAAUACUUCUAGUAUAACAAGUACCAUCAACUAAUGAUUACAAUAAAAUCUUAUAUGCAGCA